Phycomyces blakesleeanus NRRL 1555(-) is the source of this 1742-nucleotide messenger RNA. RefSeq lists its product as hypothetical. Gene Ontology annotation, molecular function: anthranilate synthase activity. Bases 48 to 1544 code for a protein of 498 amino acids. The transcript has 5 exons. NCBI's taxonomy places the organism in Eukaryota, Fungi, Mucoromycota, Mucoromycetes, Mucorales, Phycomycetaceae. The record is from RefSeq and is a predicted model, not a curated record. Gene Ontology annotation, biological process: L-tryptophan biosynthetic process.
AGGAAACUGACUUAUUUUAUUCUUCUUAUACAUUACACUCUCAUACCAUGGCCUUUACAUUAAAACCUACCCUUGAAGAAGUUCAGGCAAUUAUUGCUUCCGGACAAGGAAAUACUAUUCCAAUCUAUGCUGAACUGGAAGCCGACUUUCUGACACCUGUCUCUGCUUAUCUCAAAGUCGCUGACAAGUGCGAAUACUCAUUCUUGCUUGAAUCUGUCGAAGGUGGAGAGAACAUUGGUCGCUACUCUUUUAUUGGAGCUGAUCCCUAUAAACUCAUCAAGGUGGGUCCUAAUGAGGCUGUCAAGGGCGAUCCUCUUUUAGCCAUUGAAAAAGAAUUAGAGCCUAUCCGAUAUGUCAAAGUACCGGGCCUUCCUGGAUUUACUGGUGGUGCUGUAGGAUAUAUUGGUUUUGAAUGUUUUGAAUACUUUGAGCCUAGUGUCAAGGGAGAGCUUAAGGAUCCAUUGGGUAUUCCCGAUGCCGUGUUUAUGAUGUGCGAUACACUCGUAGUCUUUGACCGUGUCCGUCAUAUUGUCAAUGUAGUAUCUCACUAUAGAAGUGACGCUACUGAUCCCGAACUUGUCCGCCGUGAAUAUAUCAAGGCUUCAGAGGAGAUCGAAUGUACCCUGACACUCUUGAAUCAGGAACACAUCCCACCUGUUCCCCAAGGACCAGUUGUUCUUGGAAACACAGCCACAUCUAACGUUGGAAAAGAAGGUUAUAUGGACUUUGUCUCCACACUGAAACACCACAUCAAGGAGGGUGAUAUUUUCCAAACUGUCCCUAGUCAGCGUCUGGCACGCCCCACUUCCCUUCACCCCUUCAAUGUCUAUCGCCACUUGAGAUCCCUCAACCCUUCACCUUACAUGUUCUAUGUGACUCUCAAAGACUUUACUCUUGUCGGUGCUUCUCCUGAGAUGCUUACCAAGGUCCAAGAUCGGGUCGCAUACACACAUCCUAUCGCAGGUACCCGUAAAAGAGGAAAGUCAGGCGAAGAAGAUAAAGCAUUGGCCGAUGAUCUUCUUAAAGACCCCAAGGAGAGAGCUGAACAUGUUAUGCUUGUGGAUUUGGGUCGUAAUGACAUCAACCGUGUCUGUCAGCCAGCAUCUGUCAAGGUGGACAAGUUGAUGGAGAUCGAAUAUUAUUCACAUGUUAUGCACAUCGUCUCUAAUGUGUCAGGUGUUUUAAGAGAGGAUAAGACACCAUUUGACGCAUUCCGUGCCAUAUUUCCUGCUGGAACUGUUUCCGGUGCUCCAAAGAUCAAGGCUGUUGAGCUUAUUCGUAAACUAGAGAAGGAAAAGAGAGGAAUAUAUGCAGGAUCUGUGGGUCACUUUGACUACUCUGGUGAUCUUGAUACAUGCAUUGCGAUCCGUACUAUGGUAUUCAAAAACGAUGUUGCGUAUUUGCAAGCCGGUGGAGGUAUCGUUUGUGACUCUGUUGAAGAAGACGAAUACCAGGAGACUAUGAACAAGAUGGGAUCCAACCUUGCUACCAUUGAGCAAUGUGAACAAAAGAUUUACAAGAUUCAACAAGCAAGCAAAAAGUAGAAUAAUUACAAAAAAAACAAAAAACAAACCCGAUCUGCUUUUCUACUGUUCAUUUUAAGCUAUUUUCUUAUAGCAACAACAAAAUUGUGUGUGUAAAAUAAUAUGUAAAUGGUAUACUUCUUUGCUAAUAAUGUCCCUUUCCAUAAAAAAAAAAGAUUAAUACAAUACAAGAUAUUUAAUAAGAUUGUGUAUUUCUGU